AUGCCUUCAAACGGCUGCCAUGUCAGGGAUAUACAGAAGGACAUCAACCGAGUUAAACCCAACCAAACCUACUUGUUUGUGGAUAGAAGCUUUCAAGAAUCAAUCAUCGAAUAUUUCCAGUUUUUACACAGAGAAGGGAUUCUCUGCGAUGUAACGCUGAGAAUCGGAACUCACAAAUUUCCUUGUCAUCGUAACAUUUUGGGAGUAGCUAGCCCUUAUUUUCGCUCGCUUUUUAUAGACAGUGAAAGUGGAAGGUUCAUAAAACACGUCGAGCUACCACAAGAAAUUCAUCAUUCAACAAUGGAAGCUGUCUUGGAAUAUAUGUACGGAGGGAAAAUUUUCUUAAAUGCAAGUAACGCUAUUGACAUUUUUAAGGGCGCUUGUUUCUUUAAACUUCAAAGCUUGUUGGAGGAAUGUUCUCACGUACUAGUCAAGUUCCUAACUCCUGAGAAUUGCCUCCAAGUAAGGGACGUUUCGUUAAUUAAUGGACAAGAAAAACUACAUCAGCUAUGUCAGAGAUAUUUGUGCGAAAACUUCGUACAGAUUGCGAACUCAAUGUCUUUUUUGGAACUUCACCAAGAUGAGCUUGAGAAAAUGUUGUCAAACAAUGACAUUUGCGUCGACAGUGAGCAACAGGUGAUUAUGCAAUUAAAAUAGUUUCUGUAUUCUAACAGCUAUUAUUAAAAACUGAAUCAUUGGAUAAGGCAUUUCUAGCUAGAGCUCAGAUUGGCUUAGCCAUCAUACCAUGCUCUAGUUCCAAAUAUGGAAACUGUACGUGUCUGCUCAAAAUUAAAAACAAGCUGAAAUCGGUUGUUUUUACAAAUAACGCCGGGAAGAAUUUUUGAUAUUUUGUGGGCGUUUUUAUAAAACAAUUAUUCCGCUAGCGCUUCUUGGAUAUCCAACACGCGCUCGUGGAAUAAUUGUUAAUUAAACGUCAUAGUAAGUUCUAAGAGUAAGACUACUGGUUUAAUUUUUGUCCAAGUAUGGUACGGUUUGGGGUAUAAGGGAGUCCAAGAUAGUCCUGGAUUCUCGAUUCCACUCCCUAUUGGAUUCCGGAUUCCAGAUACUGGAUUCCAGUAAUAACUUCCGACGCGUCUCAUCAAGGGAUUUCUUUUUGCCUUUUCAGACUUUAUCUGCACCCAGGGCACACUUGCCUUCUAUAUAUAUAUAUAUUAUAUCUCAAUGAAAAUUCCUUUUAAAUUCAUAGAUUUUUUCGCAGGGGGGUGGCGGCGGUUUUUUCGGGCUCACCCCCUAAAUCCAUCCCAUGGCUGUUUUUAGAAAGUCGGAUGAAAUGGUUCCAAUUGUGCCAUCCCAAAACCCAGGCUCUCCUAUGGAGGAACAUCAGUUGACCAAGGGUCAGAAAGGUGUAAUCCUGGGAUGAUAGGUAUCACGAAUCGUUCCAAAUCAGUUUAGAAUCCUUGUAAAACAAUUAUUUUAUCCGUUGUAGGUAUUCGACAGCCUGGUGAGAUGGACUGAAUAUGAUCGCAAAGAGCGCGGGAUCCACUUCUCCAAAUUACUGCAACAUGUUCGGCUGCCGUUACUGUCCACCGGCAUAAUUAUGGAGCAUGUACAGCGACAGGAAUUAGUGCAUCGCUCGCCCACAGCAAAGGAAAUGGUUCUGGAGGCCAUGAGGUAUAACACAGCGGAAGAAGAACAGAAAAAAUCCAUGAGUAGUCCAAGGACGGUGCCAAGAACAUGUUCGACUUUAGUGCAAGUGAUUCUGUUUGUUGGUGGUAAGGGCAAGACCCCCGAUGAAGGGCGCAUCACGUUUUGUUAUCUUCCUGAAGAAGAUCGUUGGUAUUCACUAGCACCUUUACGGUGAGAAAGAAAAAACUUGAAAGGGGUCUUUCUAGCUGCAGGUACCCUCAUCACAAAAGAAAGAAAGGAACCAAACAAUAAAUUUCUCCUGGAGGCUUUAUUGUUUGGUUGUAUUGUUUCUUUUGUUGUACGUAAUCUGUGCCUCGGUACCUACAAAAGGAACCAGAUUGAUGACUGUCGGCUAUAACCAUUCUCGUUAGAUACCAAUUUCCUUACUUAUUAACUGGCGCGAUGGGCGGCGACAAGAAAAGUCGAAUGUUAUUUAUAUCUUUACAAUGGGUCUUGAACUCUGGUUAAGAUAACGGAUCCUGUUCGCGUUUAACUGCAAAACAGCCUACUCUCCUCGCUCUUCCCGAGGGACGUCCCGCAAAACUCGCCCCCGUAGCGGUGAGGAGCGAGGAGACACGGCUUUAUUCGCAGGCUAAUUAGCCUUCAAAGCGGCAAUAAUUCAAUCUGUGUCCAUUUUUGCGCCUCUAUAUUUAAAGUGUUUUUUUCCAGAUUUUCUCAAUAUCUGAGUCUCUAAAUCCUACAGUUUUAUUCAUGUUUCACCUAAUAUGUGUUAGCUCAAUCUCACUUGAAACUUUUAAAACCAAAAAAGAAUCAUUCUAAAAACAAAGUCUACCUUCUUUGAGGGGGGCGGAGGUGGAAACAGAGAGCGAGACUGAGGAGAGGGUCAGUGAGGCUCGCCCCCUUUGCGCGAGAAUCCCACGCAGGUGCUUCGCGCUUUGAAAACCCGCUUUGGGAGAAAAAGAAAAACAGUGUUUUCCAGACUAUAUCAAGAAUUUGUUUUCCUCAUUGAAUGUUACUUAAUCCGUUUAGGACAAAUGUAGUGCUGUAAAGAUAUGCUAAACAAUUUCCGCCACUUUUAUAGAACGCAGUUGUGCGAUCACUCUGUUGCGGUAGUUGAUGGAUCGGUUUACGCGACUGCUGGGUCCGAGGAAGGUAAGGCCUCUCUUCUGUUUCAAGAUCAUGUGCAGUGCUUUAAUCUGCAAUCAAAUAUCUGGAGCCUUGUGGCCCCUGUUCAGGAAGCGAGGGCCAAAGCUGCCGCCGUUGAACAUGAUGGGCUGUUAUAUGUCUCUGGUAAGGGAGGAUACCUGUAGAUGAAAUUCUGUAGGAAUAGGCAUGUGCCUAGGAGUUUAAUCUAUCACCUCCUUUUAGCAGUUGAUUAGAGUUUGAGAUGCAAAGAUAAGGAACUGAUGACGUAAAAAAAUCUUUACCCGGGUGAAAUUAUUUCAAGAAAGUUUGAAGAAAGAAUGUAUGAAAUUAUAUUAAUUGUUUUUCUCAGUGACGGGAACAAAAAACAGAAAGUGUCCGCUCCGCUAGUGGAAAUUGCCUCGCUCAUCUUGUUACAAUUAGAGAGGACAAUGUUAGGCGGAAGAGAUCAAACAGUGAAAUUGUAUUCUAAUGAAAGAGGAGGGGAGGGGGGUUCGAUGGUCCAUCGACUAACGAACUACAAAGGGUUGGCAUUUGGAGAGCGUGGUUUCUCUCGAAUGUUUAGUCCUAUAGCACCGCGGCUAAAAAUAACCGGUACGGUAAACGAACAGUUAAAUUGCCUGCGAAAACUUCCAUUUCUGCUCGCUCUUCGCCGCUAGGGACGUUUCGACGUUUCUCCGCGCGAAACGUCCCCAGCGGCGAAGAGCGAGGAGAAACGGAUGUUUUCGCAGGCUACAGUUAAUUGAGUUUUUUAGAAAACUGAAUAUUUUGAAGAUGCUGUCAAACUAACGCCUAAAGUAUAACAUUGCGAUCAGGAGCCGAGCCCCUGAUUGCAAUCAAUUAAAGGAUUACGCUAUAUUGAAACAUUUCGUCCAUCUUACCUAGGUGGCAUGAUGAAUGGUUCCCAUAGCAACUCGUUUGAAGUAUACAAUCCAGUCAACAACAAAUGGAAGUUUCUCUCGCCUCCCACAAUCCAGCGAACUCGUCACGCUAUGGUUGCUACGCAAACACACAUUUACGUUAUCGGUGGAGAAGGCCAGGGUAUAGAGCCGGAAGUCAGCAUGGAGCGAUAUGAUCCAGAGGUAGACCUCUGGAGCUUUGUAUUACCGAUGAAUUGUGGAAAAGUUGGUGCAUGCGCUGUAGAACUGGAGGGAAAAAUUUACGUCAUAGGCGGAAAUAAUGGAUACAAUACACUCCGGCAGUGUGAGGUUUAUGAUGUACAAACCCACCAGUGGAGCUUGACUAAAGGUGUUUAAAAAAAUGACAUGUUUUACUUACUAGGCUCAUACUGAGUAAUCAUUUGAGUCAUGGAGUGUACUGACGAGUAAAGCAGUUCAUUCAAACAUGUUAGAAACCUUUAGAUUGCACUGCGAGGACGAGAUUUUUAAAGUUUUUUUGCUUAUUCUCAAAAAUAUACACCCCGGACUAAGCUUUGUUUUGCUUUUUUCACCAGAGGAUCGAAAGGUUAUUUUUCAUUGAAGGAGGUUAAUCCUUCUCUCUAUUGCAAAAUGACAAAACAUAUCACUUUAAUUUGGACAACAUUUUCCGGUUACUUCAACAAUUUCACUGGAACCUGUAGAAGAAUGACAACAGUAAAAGCGCGCGCUCAACUUAGAAUUAAAAUCUCAUUCUCGUUGUCGUACUCGUCUCAGAAUCUAAAGGUCGCUUUUGUUCGGGCUAGCGACCGCUCAGUAUUUCCUGCAGUCGCUGAGGAAUAUUAGGUAAAGCAGAAAGUGAAAUCGAUGGGGUGGUAUAUAAGACGAAAGGCUGAUUUCCAUAUCACAACUUGUGUAAACCUGUUAGUAAUGUUUAAAUACAAGACACGAUUUUCGACGACGAUUUUUAAGAGCAACAAUGUUGGAACAAUCUUAAAACAAAUCGAAAAACUAUCGUUAAACUUAUAAAGAUGCAACACUGUGUUGCUCUGAAAAUCGUCGUUGCAAAUCGUCUCGUGUGAUAUCGCCCUCAAGAUUCUAUUUUUGGCAAACUAAUUUGGCAAGAUGGGUAAUAUUUUCGAGGCUCGGGCUGUGACAUUCACAACAAUUGGGCUUAUAAAUCUAAAAUAUUAAUGAGAUGAGUUGCGUAUAGCUUUUUCGUCCAGAUCACUGAUUUAUAUUGUUGCUUUAUUUCUAGGAAUGAAAGAGUUUCGUCAAGAUGCCCAGGCCGUCGUUAUUGGCAAGAAAAUUUACGUCAUCGGCGGCCGAGACUAUAAGGGAGAGAGGGUUCUAGAUUCCAUGGAGUGCUUUGAUGUAUCAGAGGGGGAGUGGGAACAAGUUACGACUGUGCCAUUAGCAAGAGAAGGCUUUCGUUGUGUUUCUUGUAAAAUAAGUCGAAAUCACCUCCUUCCGAUAAAGCUCAGAUAA
Porites evermanni is the source of this 5114-nucleotide messenger RNA. The record is from the annotation of a GenBank genome assembly. NCBI's taxonomy places the organism in Eukaryota, Metazoa, Cnidaria, Anthozoa, Scleractinia, Poritidae.